AUGUCUGGGCUCACUCAAAGAUUAGCAGCACAAUGCAUCUUGUACGAUCGUUUCACUCUCAGCUCCAUUUCGGCAACGGGGCCCACACUCAGUGACAAAACUCUGGCACGGCCAGAAGCAGAGCCUCGCAGUUCUUCGUCGCCCCACAGCAACGAGGGUCCACGGGUCAGCGACACCGGUAGCGGCCAGCUUCAACCCACUCGCGCCAACUGUUCGUCCAAGCGUCAGGCGCCAGAAACCGGGUGCGGCGAUAGCAACAAGAGGAGCAGGAAGGCGUCGUGCACCGCCGGUGCCGGGACAGUGGCGCACCCGUUCACCGCGGUGAAACCCGGCGGUGCGGACGGCGCCGUGACGCUCGCGGACAUCAACGAGUGGAUCCUCACGCCGCCGGCCCGCCCCGUGCGGCACCCGGUGGGGGAGUUCGCGUGCGCCCCGCGGGUGUCGGUCGGCAACCGGCUGGCCCCGUCGGGCAAAACGGUGGCCGGCUUCACCAGGCUCCACACCGCGGGGAGGGGCACGAUUACCAUCGUGAGGACAAGAGGCUGAACGAA
This is a messenger RNA of Phragmites australis (common reed), 551 nucleotides long. RefSeq lists its product as uncharacterized. Lineage: Eukaryota; Viridiplantae; Streptophyta; Magnoliopsida; Poales; Poaceae. The record is from RefSeq and is a predicted model, not a curated record. The coding region runs from base 1 to 546 and encodes 181 amino acids. Gene Ontology annotation, biological process: female meiotic nuclear division; male meiotic nuclear division. The transcript is spliced from 2 exons.